AUGUUUCAGGCUGUUUUGAAAAUGCGGAGGUGUGGAAUAUGUGGAAAGAUGAUCGCAAAUAACGAGGCACCGCGGACCACUGAGAACAUGAAACGGAAUGCAAUCUGGUCAAUGUCUCUUUCAUUGGCCGGCCAAAUGAAUAAAGAAUGCGCACGUGCUUUAGCUGACUCGCUCACACAGAAGAGGCCAUCAGUAUGCCAUGUGCACUUAGUGCAUGCAGCUCAAUAUAUGUUGGCUGAAGUAGUGGUCGCAGGAAAACAGAUAUCUCAUUUCAAAGAUCCCAAGGCUUCUGGGCCCACCGCAUAUGUAUCGAACGGUGAUAUACCUGAAGGCCUAGUUUCUGCUAUGAACAGAAUGUUAGAAGGAAGCGUCCACAUUACAUCUCGUGAUGUUAGUAAAUUUAUUAAUUUCGCUCUCAAACGUUAUUACUCAACAGCAAUGUGGCCUGUUGCGCCAGAGGUUGAAGGUGAAGAUGUGACUGAGAUGAAGGAAAAUGGUAAGGAAUUCGCCUCCACUAAGAAGGGCUUAGCUUCUGAGGACGACGUCGAAAAACCAUGUUCUGUCUAUGCAGUGAGCAAAGACGACAUGGCACCUAACGACAUCACGGAAUGUUCUUCGACAGGAAAGUCGCUCCAGGAAGCGGGACACAGUGUCAUAAAAUUGAAGAGAUGUGUCAUUUGUGGAAAGAAGUUGGCAAUAGAAGAACUGAAGUCUUGGUCUUACAAGAAGAGCCAGAAUAUGAUCCUGCUAUUUUCCCUAUCAUUAGCCGGACAAAUUCAACCUAAUUGCGCACGAAGGAUUGCUGAGUCUCUGACAAAAACACAAAAAAUAUGCCAUGUACACGUCGUGCAAGCGGCUAAAUACAUGUUGACUGAAGUGGUGACGGCGGGAAACAAAAUUUCGCACUUCAAAGGUUCCAGUGCUUCAGAACGCACAGCAUAUGUUACCAAUGGAGAUAUCCCUCAGGAUCUUAUUUCUGUCUUGAAUAGUAUGGCAAAGGUCCAUGACGAGGAUGUGAUGCAGCUGGAUCAAGAUGAAAUGCCUGGUCUAAGUGAAGCAAAAGAAGGAUUGUCGACUGAGGGCGAUAACACAGCAGACAACUUGUACUAUUUCUGUAAAGAACCAGGACGAUUUGGUAUCCGAUGA
Ostertagia ostertagi is the source of this 1146-nucleotide messenger RNA. NCBI's taxonomy places the organism in Eukaryota, Metazoa, Nematoda, Chromadorea, Rhabditida, Trichostrongylidae. The record is from the annotation of a GenBank genome assembly.